Molecule: messenger RNA, 1074 nt
Organism: Camarhynchus parvulus
Lineage: Eukaryota; Metazoa; Chordata; Aves; Passeriformes; Thraupidae
Gene: ZAR1L
Product: zygote arrest 1 like
Biological process (GO): translation
Cellular component (GO): cytoplasm
Molecular function (GO): mRNA base-pairing post-transcriptional repressor activity
Source: RefSeq, a predicted model, not a curated record
AUGGCCCGCGUUGCUGGGCAACAGCUGCCAACACCAACCCCUCGGGAAAAGGCUCUGGAAGGCUCCCAGCGGCAGGGCCGUGGACUCCGGCAGAGAAGGAAGGCAGGUAGGCAGGCCAGCCUUCCCUUGCCAUCAGCCCACCUCCCUCAGCUGCCCCCACUUUCCCCAUCAAUUAGCAACCAUUAGCUCCCCAGCACGUACCAGAACUUGAGGAGCAGCCCCGCGCGCUGCCGCGGCUGGGACACUGCGGCCAAGCAGCCCAGCUGGAAGCAGAGCAAGAGCAGUACCAUCAGCCCCUUCCUCGGGGGGCCCUUCACGCCGCUGCCCUCCGACUACCUGGACAGCUACCGGCGGGCGCAGCUCCAGGCGCUGCUGUCGCAGGUGGGCCCCGCGCUGGCGCCGCGGCCGCGGCGGACCAGCACGAAGGAGGCGGCGGUGCAGGUGAGCCUGCGGGCCGACGUGGCCGUGCAGUGCUCGCUGGGGCCCCGCACGCUGCCGCCGCCCGCGCCUUCAGCCCGCGCCGGCCUGCGCGCCCGGGCCGCCUUCGCCAUCUACUCACCCGCGCCCGACCGCCGCCUCUUCGCGCGCCCCGACGCCGCGCCGCUCCCGGAGAAGACAGAGCCGGCCGAGGAGACCCCGACGGCGGACGGUGGCGAGGAGCAGCAGGAGGGCCCGGCGGGGGCCGCGCUGCCGCCGCGCCAGGAGCCGGUGGGGACGCGGCGGGAGGAGACCGCGGCUCCCAGGCAGAGAGCUGCCUUCCAGUUCUUGGAGCAGAAGUAUGGCUAUUUCCACUGCAAAGACUGCAAGACCAGAUGGGAGAGUGCUUACGUGUGGUGCAUUUCUGGAAGCAACAAGGUGUACUUCAAGCAGCUCUGUCGCAAAUGCCAAAAAGGCUUCAAUCCCUAUCGAGUGGAAACAAUCCAGUGCCAGAUCUGUUCCAAGACUCGUUGCUCUUGCCCUCAGAGGAAGAGACAUAUUGAUCUCAAGAGACCUCAUCGCCAAGAGCUCUGUGGCCGCUGCAAAGGCAAAAGGCUGUCCUGUGAUAGCACUUACAGCUUCAAAUACGUUGUCUGA